UUAUAAGGGCAGCCACUCCCACUCACAUCGAGCUUUCCAUCGACUCACAUGCUCAUCAGUCAUCACACACACUCCUUGUAGCUAGCGAGCUCUCACUCUGUGCCAGUAAGCCAGCUGAUCAGCCGUCGCCAUGAGCAAGGGCAAGGAGCACCACGACUGGAUCCUCCGGCGGUGCUGCGGCUCCAUCGCCGCCUGCAUCCUCACGCUCGCCGUCGUCGUGGGGUUCGUCGUGCUCGUCAUCUACCUCGCCCUGCACCCCUCCAAGCCGUCCUUCUACCUCCAGGACAUCCAGCUCCGCUCCAUCGACCUCGCCGACCCGUCUAUCUCCCUGGACGUCCAGGUGACGAUCGCGUCCCGGAACCCGAACGACCGCGUGGGCAUCUACUACAAGACCCUGCACGCCUUCACCACUUACCGCGACGAGCCGGUGACGAUCCCGGUGUCGCUGCCGGCGAUCUACCAGGGCCACAAGGACCAGUCGGUGUGGUCGCCGGUGAUGUCUGGCGACUCGGUGCCCGUGGCCCCGUACGUGGCGGACGCGAUGAAGCAGGACAUCGGCGCCGGGUACGUGCUGCUGCACGUCAAGGUGGACGGGCGCGUCAAGUGGAAGGUCGGCAGCUGGGUCUCCGGCGGCUACCACCUCUUCGUCAACUGCCCCGCGCUGCUCUCCGCCACCGGCGGCAACGCCGGCGGCGCCUUCUCCAUGAGCGCCGCCACCGCCGGCGGCGGGAGAAACGGGACAAUGGUCUCGCUCAAGUUCACGCAGCCCUCGUACUGCACCGUCGACGUGUAGGCUCCGGCCGUCGCCGAUGGGGUUCGUUCGUAAGCAGAGUACGGCGACGUUCAGAGCGAGCGACAGGUGGAUCGGCCGGUGCGAUCGAUCGUUUGCAGGAGUAAUCUUGUAGAGUAGCAAUCACGGUAUAGUGUAUAAUUAUCAAUUUCCUUUAGCCUGUUUUGAAUCUGUGCAGAAUAAUGCUGCUACUACUUUAUGUAUACAUGGUAUAAUUUAUCAUUAGUACGUGGGUAUCCAUUUUGUUGUUGGACAAA
Lolium perenne is the source of this 1047-nucleotide messenger RNA. RefSeq names its product NDR1/HIN1-like protein 12. The record is from RefSeq and is a predicted model, not a curated record. NCBI's taxonomy places the organism in Eukaryota, Viridiplantae, Streptophyta, Magnoliopsida, Poales, Poaceae. Gene Ontology annotation, biological process: defense response to other organism. Gene Ontology annotation, cellular component: plasmodesma; plasma membrane.